AUGACAAUUGACCGCAAGACGAAGCGCACUUCCGAGCAAGAGGCCGAUAACACCAAGAGAGCUCAUCUAAAGUCUCCUAAGCGCAAGAAUUUGAUUGUAAAUGCCUUCAUCAUGGGAUCUGCCGGCAAUCAGUCUGUUGGAAUUUGGAGACACCCUCAAGAUAAAUCUGCAGACUUAUACCAGUCUCCAGAAUAUUGGAUGAAUUUGGCAAAACUUCUUGAAAAAGGAAAAUUCAAUGCUGUGUUUCUGGCCGACGUACUGGGACCUUAUGAUGUUUACCAAGGUCCAGGCAACUUCGGUCCCGUUGCUAAAGCAGGAUCGCAAUGGCCUAUUUCCGAUCCCAGCUAUUUCAUCCCGCUGAUGGCAGCCGUAACUAAAAAAUUGGCGUUCGGAAUAACAAUUUCUACUAUCAGCGAGCAGCCCUAUCACUUGGCCAGGCGCUUGGGAACGCUCGAUCUGCUAACGAAUGGAAGAGUUGGCUGGAACAUUGUGACAUCUUACUUAGACAGCGCUUCUAGAAAUUUGCUUAAUGGCAAAACUCUACCUCCUAACGAUGAGCGGUACGCUCGUGCUGGUGAAUUCGUUGAUGUUAUCUAUAAGCUGUUUCUGAGCUCAUGGAGAGAUGGGAGUUUCAAAGCUGACAAAAAAUCAGGUGUUUUUACCGAUUCUGAUGGUCUCAGACACAUCAAUCAUGAAGGCACGUACUUCAAUGUACCUGGACCAGCGAUCACUCACCCCAGUAAGCAAAAACUACCCGUCAUUAUCCAGGCUGGUACCUCAGCCAAAGGAAAAGAUCUUUCUGCAAAGAAUGCAGAGGUGGUUUUUCUUGCUAGUUUGACUCCAGAAGCUCUUGGCGCUUCCAUUAAAGAUAUCAAACAUAUCGCUACUAUGAAGUACAGCAGGGACCCUUCUAAAAUCAAGUUCAUUGGGCUACUCACUGUUAUCCUAGGUGACACUCACGAAGAGGCGGAAACUAAGUAUGAGGAUUAUAAGGCCAAUUAUUCUGAUGAAGAAGGGGCCAAAGCGAUGUUUUCCGGCUGGACUGGCGUCGACAUUGACAAGUUCCAAGACGACGAGGUGCUUUCAAAUGUUGAUCACAUCGCUAUUGCAUCGGCGGUCAAGAAGUGGCAGACAGCCUAUCCCAGAGUGGAAAAGUGGACGAAGAAGGCCAUUAUAGAGGAGAUCAAGGUCGGUGGAAGCGGUCCAGUUUUGAUUGGAACACCACAAGAAGUGGCACUUGAAAUUCAAAAUUGGGUCGACAUCUCUGAUAUUGAUGGGUUCAACUUUGCGUACACGGUCCUUCCUCAAUCAUUCGAGGAGAUUGUCGAUAAGCUGCUGCCAGAGCUCGAAAAACUCGGUCUAUUCUGGCAUGAUUAUCCAGAAUCCAGUGACUCUUCAAAGUACUUGACCUUCAGAGAGCAAUUGUUCGGUGAUACAUAUCUUGACAAGACACAUCCAGCUUCAGACCUUAGAUGGAGGGCUGAUGAGUCGAGAGAGGCUUUUGAGGCAAGACUAGACAACAAUUAA
Molecule: messenger RNA, 1527 nt
Organism: Lachancea sp. 'fantastica'
Lineage: Eukaryota; Fungi; Ascomycota; Saccharomycetes; Saccharomycetales; Saccharomycetaceae
Source: the annotation of a GenBank genome assembly